Molecule: messenger RNA, 438 nt
Organism: Globicephala melas (long-finned pilot whale)
Lineage: Eukaryota; Metazoa; Chordata; Mammalia; Artiodactyla; Delphinidae
Gene: IL13
Product: interleukin 13
Biological process (GO): immune response
Cellular component (GO): extracellular region
Molecular function (GO): cytokine receptor binding
Source: RefSeq, a predicted model, not a curated record
AUGCGUCUGCUUCUCACUCUUCCUGUGGCUCUAGGCUCCAUGGCGCUCUGGUUGACUGUGGUCAUUGCUCUCACCUGCUUUGGUGGCCUCGCCUCCCUGGGCCCUGUGCCUCCCUCUACAGCCCUCAAGGAGCUCAUUGAAGAGCUGGUCAAUAUCACCCAGAACCAGAAGGCACCUCUGUGCAAUGGCAGCAUGGUGUGGAGUGUCAACCUGACAGCCAACAUGUACUGUUCAGCCCUGGAAGCCCUGAUCAACGUCUCCAACUGCAGUGCCAUCCAAAGGACCCAGAGGAUGCUGAGCGCACUCUGUCUUCACAAGCCCUCAGCUGGGCAGGUUUCCAGCGAGCACAUCCGAGACACCAAAAUUGAAGUGGCCCACUUCUUAAAAGACCUGCUCAAACAUUCAAGGAUCAUUUUUCACUAUGGAAAAUUCAGCUGA